GUUUAAUUUUUAACCAACUCUUGAAAGAUCAGUACCAGUGAAAUGAAGUCGUGUGUUGCACUCGGUGUUUUAGCCUUGAUUUGUGGGAGCCAAGCAGCCAGUUCUGCACUGUUCCCGUCAAUUCUCACAGGCAGAGCAACUAUUACUCCAGCCGCUGAUGAUCCUAAAGCAGUAUGCGGUGCUGAUUAUGGAAAUAAAUGCCUGGAUUGCUACAAUAUGCUGACGUGUUUAGGUCCUAACUUGGAGCCAGCGCAGACAGCGUGUCCUGCAGAUAGAAAAUAUUGCGAUAGGACUAACAAAGUUUGUGUUGCGGAACAACCACCAGAAGCAGAUUGCUUGGAACCUCCCAAGUCAAAGUUCGCAUGCUCAUCACCCAAUGGAUUCUUCCCACAUCCCACAAACUGCAGCCAAUACUUUGAAUGCUACAACGGUGAGGCGAUCAACCUAGAAUGCCCACCUGGUUAUGUUUGGACAACAAAUGGAAUGGGAUGCAAACAGAGGAAGGUAACAGCUGAUUGUGGUACAAUCACCUGCAAAACUGGAGUUAUACAAGUGCCACUCUCAAACAAUGCCACCUACUACGGAAUAUGCAAUCAGCCAAGUAGUCUUGAAGGUAUUGUGGUGGUCAAGUGUAAAGGAAGGCUGACAUUUACCGGAGAAUCCUGCAACUUUGUCUGCACAACUGAGGGUAUGUUUGUUGAUGACGAAAAUCCCGCAUUUUAUUACGAAUGCUACAAAUCGGGCACAAAGACCCUUUGGGUAAGAACCCAAUGCAGUAACGGACGUCAUUUUAAUGAAGCUGAACAAUUAUGUAAAACUCCAGAAACACUAGUUACUGCCGAAGCUCCAGUUGCAAGAUCAGAUCUUGCAGUUUUCUAAGAAACAAAAAAUAAAUGAAGCCUUCGAACGCUUCAAAUAAUCUUCCGCCGCACGGAAAAUGCCCUUAAACUUAUCAAAGUGUGUAAACAAAAUGUUAUCAGACAAAUUAAAUUAGCUUCAUUUUAUUAGGA
This is a messenger RNA of Lutzomyia longipalpis, 1010 nucleotides long. RefSeq lists its product as uncharacterized. The record is from RefSeq and is a predicted model, not a curated record. The coding region runs from base 43 to 879 and encodes 278 amino acids. The transcript has 3 exons. Gene Ontology annotation, cellular component: extracellular region. Gene Ontology annotation, molecular function: chitin binding. Lineage: Eukaryota; Metazoa; Arthropoda; Insecta; Diptera; Psychodidae.